Molecule: messenger RNA, 1141 nt
Organism: Trichomycterus rosablanca
Lineage: Eukaryota; Metazoa; Chordata; Actinopteri; Siluriformes; Trichomycteridae
Gene: asgr1a
Product: asialoglycoprotein receptor 1a
Exons: 9
Coding region: 88-945 (285 amino acids)
Molecular function (GO): signaling receptor activity
Source: RefSeq, a predicted model, not a curated record
GUGGUAAAUUACACUGGAAAUUUCAGUAAUUUUAGAAAGAAACUUGACCCACUGCAAUCCUGACCAGGAUAAAGAGAUGCUGUAACAAUGAGAGACUCCUCAGCGGUCAGCAGCAGUGAUCACGAUGAGUUCGACAGCAGCGACAGCACCACGUUUUGGAGAAAAGACUUCAGCGUACCUGCAGCACCCUCUGGCCGAUCUCGCUGGUUACAGUGGGCUUGUGUGGUCAUCUCAACCAUUUUACUAAUCUCACUCAUCAUCUCCAUGUCCCUAACCAAGUCGCGGGUGGACAGCAGGUUUUCUGAUAUAGAGAAAGAAGUGAAAAAUGUAACUCAGCUCAGUUUAGCUCUGAUCACCAGGAUCCAACAACUGGAGAAACAUGGUGAUGACGUUGUUCAGAAGUUAAAUCAGAUGAAGAUCAGUGUGAACUCACUGCAAACUCAGAGCAACAACUUCUUUACUGAAGUGAAGAACACACAGGAAGUUGUUGCUCAGAUGAAAUGUAGCAUCAGCGCUCUUAAAAACAACCGUACUGAGGAUCAGUGCUGUCUCCUGGACUGGAGUUUGUACCUGAUGAACUGCUAUUAUUUCUCUGAUGAGGGAAAAUCGUGGAAUGAAGCUCGAGACGAGUGUGAGAGGAGAAACGCCGAGCUGCUCGUCCUGAAGAGCCCAGAGGAGAAGGAGUUUGUGAUUAAACACACCAAGCCGUUUUAUUAUUGGCUUGGACUGAGUGAUGAGAGAACUGGACAGUGGGAGUGGCUGGAUGGAACCCCGUACCACAUGGACAAAAGGGAAUGGAUGCCUGGUCAGCCUGAUAACUGGAUGGCUCACGGUUUGGGAGGGGGUGAGGACUGCGCCCACUUCCACAAAGAUGGGCGAUACAAUGAUGAUCACUGUUCACGCAACUACCGCUAUGUGUGCAAAGCCCACGCAUUAACACACUGAUACACACACACACACACACACACACACACACACACGUGAUGUUUGUUAGUGCGCAUACAUAUAACAUUAAUGUGAAUCAGUUUAGAUGGUUUUAGCAGCAGAAACAGUGUAUGAAUGUGUAUAUUUACUCUUUAUAAAACAGAAUAAAAUGUUUAAUGUUUUAAUGUUUUAAUAAAGCAGAAUUGUUUUCAUUUCA